CCCAUUGUCCAAAUGUACGCCCUCCCACGUGCGCGUCACAUGCCGAACAAUACUAACUCGGACCUAUGUAGCUCAAAUUUAAAGCCGCGCAUCCCCGCUCGCCCACCAUCUUCUCCCUCCCUCCCUCACCAUUUCUCCAUGUUCUCACCCGAGGAUCACCGUUUUCUUUCCUAUGAGCCAAGACCGGCGCCUGUCGAUCACCGGCGAUGGAAACCGUCUGUCGAGAUUGCCCCGAAUUGCCCUCGUUGUGAUUCCUCAAACACCAAAUUCUGCUAUUACAACAACUACAGUCUCACCCAGCCGCGCUACUUCUGCAAAGGCUGUCGAAGGUACUGGACAAAAGGCGGUUCACUCCGCAACGUGCCAGUCGGCGGAGGCUGCCGCAAAAACCGCCGUGGAAAGUCAGUUCGACUUUCCACCGAUUCCAUCACCUCCACCUCUUCAUCAAGUAGUAGCCUACAGAUUGAUAGCACUCGAGGACCAGAAUCCGGGCUUCGCCCUGACCAAGCACUCGAUGACAUGUUCGACAACUAUCAUCCGAAAUCGGAAUCCGGAGGCUCCAAUAUAGAUAUGGCAGUUAUGUAUGCUAGGUACUUAAACCAUGUGCCGGAUAAAUUGCCUUCAGAUAUGGACGAUUCAUUUGGGUUUAUUGGAUCCGUGACGGCCGAAUUGUCAUCGUCGUCAACGCCAUCAACUGAUAUGAACUGCCAAGCUAUUAGCCAAGCAGAUGAAGCCAAUCUAGAAUUUAUGGCUGGCAAUUGCGGGAUGGACGAGUCUGUGGUCGAGCUAGGCUUCGCCGUAGAACACGGAAGCUUAGCGUCAUCAUCGAUCUUGCCAGAGGUGAACGGCGGAGAUGUGUUUCCCAUGAAUUGGGGUUCGCUUUAUCCGAAUAUGCCGUGGCCGGCACAGGAGAAGAAUUCUGUGGUGGUGGCUGCUAGAGCGCCGCAGGAAAUUGGAUCUAAUCAUCAUUUUCAAGAGCUUAUGAUUGGGGAUUGGAUCUCUAUGGAGCAGUCUGGGUUCGAAGCAUUUUAGAGGAUGAUUGUUUGUUAAUUUGUGGUCUUCAGUCUUCGAUCUCUAAAUAUCCUUAUCUAUAUUUUUCUAUGUAUAUCGCAAUAAGCCUUUAAAUUUUUUUUUUUUAAUGAUCUGCUUUCGGUAUAUAGAGCGGUGGUGAUAAGAAUUCAAUUCGAUAAGAUCAAUAAAAGGAACAUCUCGCCACAUUUUCCUUGCUAGAUUGUGCAAUAAUAUUUUUACGUCGGAAUAUGAUUUUUUUUUUAUUUAAUCUGUGGGGUGGUGGUGUGGAGAAGAUGUACUGUGGAUGCUAGUGUUCCUGAUCUCGAGUUGAAUUACUGCAACUGAGAUCGGUUAUUUUGAUAUAUGUUCUUCAGGAAUUUGGUCUUGAGCUGCACUGCUAGUUUGCCAGCUAGCAUGGGUGCGACCAAGCACUCGUAUGGA
Molecule: messenger RNA, 1452 nt
Organism: Phalaenopsis equestris
Lineage: Eukaryota; Viridiplantae; Streptophyta; Magnoliopsida; Asparagales; Orchidaceae
Product: dof zinc finger protein DOF5.3-like
Exons: 1
Coding region: 13-1032 (339 amino acids)
Biological process (GO): regulation of DNA-templated transcription
Molecular function (GO): DNA-binding transcription factor activity; DNA binding
Source: RefSeq, a predicted model, not a curated record